AGUCGCUCGCCGCUCUCAGCUUGACUCUCGCCACCACCUCGACUCUGCGCUAUACGGACGGUCACCUCAUCGUUAGCAAAGUAGGGAGCCUCAAGAUCAUAGCAAGGCGUGAUGAACAAGAUAUCUGCGGAGCGCAACCAGCGAGCCCUUUUGGAACUCGCGAAUUCGCCGGGAAACGAUGUCUGUGCGGAUUGCAAGACACGCAACCCUCGCUGGGCGUCGCACAACCUUGGGAUCUUCAUAUGUAUGAACUGUGCGAGCAUACACCGCAAGAUGGGAACACAUAUAUCGAAGGUGAAGAGCCUCACGAUGGACACCUGGACGAGGGAGCAGGUCGAGCAUAUGAAGAACAACGGUAACGUAAAGUCAAAUGCUUACUACAACCCGGACGAGAAACGGCACCCACCGCCUACAAAUAUGAUUGACUCGGAGCGCGAUAGCGACUUAGAGAAGUACAUACGAUCCAAGUACGAGUUCAAGUCUUUCAUCAGUCGCGGAGUAGCAGCAGCGGCGCUGCUAGGACCUUCAAGGUCUCUGAAUCGACCAUCGCCUGGUCCGCAGGCACGCUCACAAGCAGCCCCCGCUCCUGCGUCGACAUUGUCCGUCCCACCUCCCGUCCCUCCGAAGACGCCUUCGAAUUCCACGCCCGCACCGACCCUUGCAUCGUCAACACCAUCCCAGCCUGCGAUGACGUCUGCUCCAAGCAUGUUCUCGCACACCCAGUCCCGUCCUGUGUCUCAGCCUGUGUCAAGCUCGUUGAGAACGUCUACGCCGCAAACAUCCUUCGCGUCUGGCGUCCAGCCACAACUCACUAGUCAGCCGAUUGCUGCGCAAUCGUCAACAUGGGCCACGCUCGCUUCGCUUCAGACACCCUCUAGUUUUACUCAACCCUCCUUUAGUCCAUCUCAACCGCUCCAGCCUCCUCAGAUGCAACCGAGUCCUUCCCCAUUCUCGGCGUCGCCCCUGCCGAACGUGUACUCGGGCAUCUCGGCUUCGCCCAGUUCACCCUUCCCUUCUUCCGUCUCUUCAUUCGCGACUGGGGCCAGCCAGGGCGGUGUCCCGCGUAGCAUGAGCCUCGGUACGGGACUUGCGCUCAACGUUAACGUCGGCUCUCCAAUGGGUUCAAAUCUGACUCCCGGCGGUGCAUCGCCAUACCAGGCGUCGGCGCCGCUGGGCAUGUCUUCGCCGUUUCAAUCUAGUCCGUCGCCGUUUCAGCAACAACCUGCCAGCGCACCGCCUUUCCAGCCGCAGCCCACUCUCGGGCUCGGAUUGUCCGCACCGAGCGCAAAUCCCUACGCAGGGCUGUCGGCGAGCCCGGUAGGUAGCGGGGCGUUCGCGGGGCAGCCGACGGGGGCCUUCCAGCCACAGUCGUCUCCGUAUAUGCAAACAAGUGCCCUGCAGCCACAGCCGUCCCCACAGCCGUUGCUCUUCCAACAGCAGUCGCAGAUGUUCCAACAGCAGAUGCCCAUGCAGCCUGCUGUCGUGACGAACCCAUUCUUCCAGGGCCAGCCGCAGUCGCAGCAGUUCUCACCGUCGCCGUUCGGCCAGCCGCAGAUGCAGCAGCCAAUGUACACUACCAACAACCCGUUCAAUGGGUGGCAGGGCCAGCAACAACAAACGGGUUUUGCGGGGCAGCAGUGGAAUGGCAUUUGAGUGCGACCAUGCGAGUGACUGGUGAUAUAUACGGACCGUAGUGUAUCGUACAUCACUUGCGAGCGUCAUUGACUUCUAAAAUGGCAGGUAAUAACAUGAGCUGGGUCGCAGGAAGCAGCUCAGUGGAUGUAGGGAUCCGCGCUUCUUUGUAUAGUAAAGUAGUUCGGUUGUUCCCGUGUUCGCUGCCAUGCGAAAGCUACACGCCGCUGCCAUCCUUAGUGUCUGGCCCAGUGUCGGAACGAGUUGGCCGUCGACAGCUAGUGUACAUGACACGAGAUGCUUCUACUAGUACUUAUGUAACGACGUUCAGACUUCAGCGGAUCAAUAAAGUCGUUGUAGCUUUGCACUUAUGCAUGUGUAGCAUGGUUGUUGUGUCGUCGUAC
Messenger RNA from Rhodofomes roseus, 2036 nucleotides. RefSeq lists its product as uncharacterized. The record is from RefSeq and is a predicted model, not a curated record. The transcript has 6 exons. The coding region runs from base 112 to 1653 and encodes 513 amino acids. Gene Ontology annotation, cellular component: Golgi apparatus. Gene Ontology annotation, biological process: endoplasmic reticulum to Golgi vesicle-mediated transport; endocytosis; intra-Golgi vesicle-mediated transport. Gene Ontology annotation, molecular function: GTPase activator activity. Lineage: Eukaryota; Fungi; Basidiomycota; Agaricomycetes; Polyporales; Fomitopsidaceae.